UGAGGCACUAGAGCUCCAGGCGCAAGGGCGGGAGCCACCGCUGCCCUUAUGGCGCCCUCCGCCCUCUGGAUCGCGCUGGUCGUCGAACUGCAGCUGUGGGUCACCGGGGACACAGUGCCCGCCAAGACUGUCUUGACGCCCUACCAGCCAGAAUCUGGGAACGAGUGUCAGAGCUUACAGGAAUACUAUGACCCGAAGGUUCAGAUGUGCUGUGCUAAGUGUCCGCCUGGCCAGUAUCUGAAACACUUCUGCAACAAGACCUCAGACACCGUGUGUGCAGACUGUGAGGCAAGCAUGUACACCAAGGUCUGGAACCGGUUUCGCACAUGCCUGAGCUGCCGUUCUUCCUGUAGUGAUGACCAAGUGGAGAUCCACACCUGCACUAAACAACAGAACCGAGUGUGUGAUUGCAAAGCUGACAGCUACUGCGCCUUGAAAACCCAUUCUGGCAGCUGCCGACAGUGCAUGAAGCUGAACAAGUGCGGCCCUGGCUACGGAGUAGACAUUCCAAGAGACUCAAAUGGAAACGUGAAAUGCAGUCCCUGUGCCCCAGGGACAUUCUCUGAUACCACAUCAUCCACAGAUGUGUGCAGGCCCCACCGCACCUGUAGCAUCCUGGCUUUUCCCGGAAAUGCAAGCACAAAUGCAGUCUGUGCGACUGAGUCCCCAACUCUAAGCACCAUCUCAAGGACACGCUACGUAUCUCAGCCAGAGCCCACAAGAUCUCAGACCCUGGAUCAAGAGCCAGGGCCCAGCCAAACUCCAACCAUCCUUGUGUCCUUGGGUUCAACCCCCGUGAUUAAACAAAGUACCAAGGGUGGCAUCUCUCUUCCAAUUGGUCUGAUUGUUGGAGUGACAGCUCUGAGUCUGCUGAUGUUAGGACUGGUGAACUGCUUCAUCCUGGUGCAGAGGAAAAAGAACCCCUCCUGCCUACAGAGAGAAGCCAAGGUGCCUCAUCUGCCUGAUGAGAAGUCCCAGGAUGCCAUGGGCCUGGAGCAGCAGCACCUGUUGACCACAGCACCCAGUUCCAGCAGCAGCUCCCUGGAGAGCUCAGCCAGUGCUGGGGACAGGAAAGCGCCCCCUGGGGGCCAUCCCCAAGCAAGAGUCACAGCGGAGGCCCAAGGUUCUCAGGAGGCUUGUGCCGGCUCCAGGAGUUCAGAUUCUUCCCAUGGCAGCUACGGGACCCAUGUCAACGUCACCUGCAUCGUGAAUGUCUGCAGUAGCUCUGACCACAGCUCUCAGUGCUCUUCCCAAGCCAGCACCACGGUGGGAGACCCAGAUGCCAACCUGUCAGGGUCCCCAAAGGACGAGCAGGUCCCCUUCUCCCAGGAGGAGUGUCCCUCUCAGUCCCAGUGGGAGACCACAGAGACACUGCAGGGCCAUGAGAAGCCCUUGCCCCUUGGUGUGCCCGAUGUAGGCAUGAAGCCCAGCCAACCAGGCUGGUAUGACCACAUUGCAGUCAAAGUGGCCUGACCCCUGACAGGGGUAACACCCUACAAAGGGACCCCCCCUAGACCCUGAACCCAUGGAACUUCGUGACUUUUGCUGGGCCCAUUUCUCUUAGUGGCCACCACAGUCCCAGUUGCAGGUCAAGUGAGGGCUGAGGCAGCUAGAGUCGUCAAAAAUUGCCACGGUGUUUUAUGGAGCAGUCCCAGGAAGCCCUUGCUCUUCUGUGACCCUCUGUAUCUCCUGGGCUCUGGCCUGAUUCUUGCUUCUGAGAGGCCCCAGAGCUAACAUGCUCUCCCAUAUGCUUGGAGAAAGAUAGCAUGGUUCUUCAGCCUGAAUGCUGACCCUGCAGGGCGGUCUCAGCAGGUAGGAGGAAGUGUGGCCUGGUAGGUAGGUAUGGAGGCCCUUUGGGUUAAUGGUAGACUCUUAGAAAGAACCCUCUCCAAACCCACUGCAGUCCUUUUGAUGCAAGAAUCAGAGGCCCCAGCAGGCAGGAUUGCUCUGCUAUAGGGUGCUGGGGCUGUAGCUCAGUGAUCCUGUGUGCUUUUAGCAUGCCUCGCAUUUGAUCCUCAGCUACACAUACAGAAAGUAAGCAGACAGCACAGCCUGCCCCCUGUGUGGUUUGCAUCCUCUGCCUUCGACUUUUACCCCCCCCCCCCCCCCCCCGUGGGCACAUGGAGGGCUGGAGUUCCUCCUCCUGGCCUUCUAACAGCCCUUCCAAGGCCACACCUUCCUUCAGGGAAUCUCAGGGACUGUAGAGUUCCCAGGCCCCUGCAGCCACCUGUCUCUUCCUACCUCAGCCUGGAGCACUCCCUCUACUCGCCCAGGUGCAUGUCCGGGUUAUGCACUGUGAGUUGGAACAGCUGAUGGCAUCGGUUGAAGGGCCCACCCGGAAACAACUGAAGCCAGCUAUUUUGCCAAAGGAUCCAUGCCCGUUUUCUCAUCAACCUGUUCCCCUAGCAUGCCUGGAAGGAAGGGGUUCAGGAGACCCUUAAGAGGCAAGUUUCGUCUCGGGUGCUUGGAUGCCAUGUUCACAGAUUCCACUGGAUAUGAUCUUGGUAGAGGAACCCAGUUGUUACCAUGAAGAUUUUAAAAACUCAGCACUCUGGAAUCAAGAUAUUGGACACUUGGGACCGACGUGUUAGGUCUCUGUAGCAUCAGUCUACAGAUCUUUGAAGGAACACAUCUGCCCCCUGGUGGCCAGUCCUGGGACAACCUCGGGCCUCCUAGGCAACAAAAGAAUGAAUUGGAAAAGACUGUUUCUGGGUGUGGCCUCAGCUCCUGUGCUUGUGUGGAGCGUUUGCACUGUAUGCUGGACAGAAUUCCUGCUUAUAAAUGCUUUUUGUUGUUGUUGUUGUUGUUGUUUUGCACACUGAGCCCUGGCUGUGUCUGGAGACUGGUGUGGGAUUUUUCUGUGGUCCUGUGGGCCGACCUCUUCUGUGUGAGGGAGAGAUGGUUAGUUGGAUCCACAGAGUGUGUGUAGUGAAAAGUUCUGGAGCCACCCCAUCCCCCAUGCCACCUUUACAGCCACUUUUGCAGAGAACCUGGCUAUUUCUCACUUGUAGCCUGUAGAUGUUGAGGGAACACCCAGCCAAGUAGACUCCAGGUGUGCCCCUAUCUCCUGCUCUGAGUCUGGCCUCCUCAGGGGUUCUGUCAUCUAGGACGCCCACACCGUGGGUCUGAACAAUGGCUGUACCAGCUUAGACCAGUUCAGGGCUCUGUGAGCAGAGGACAGGGUCAGGGAACAGUUUGAUUGCUGACACAUUCCUUUUUUUGUUGUUUUGUUUUUUGUUUUUUGGUUUUUUGGAGACAGGGUUUCUCUGUUAGCCUUGGCU
Arvicanthis niloticus (Nile rat) is the source of this 3281-nucleotide messenger RNA. RefSeq names its product TNF receptor superfamily member 1B (gene Tnfrsf1b). The record is from RefSeq and is a predicted model, not a curated record. NCBI's taxonomy places the organism in Eukaryota, Metazoa, Chordata, Mammalia, Rodentia, Muridae. Gene Ontology annotation, molecular function: tumor necrosis factor receptor activity; tumor necrosis factor binding. Gene Ontology annotation, biological process: inflammatory response; regulation of T cell cytokine production; negative regulation of neuroinflammatory response. Gene Ontology annotation, cellular component: membrane.